AUGGCCGUCGUCUUCUCACUGUCCGGCUUCCUGCUGUCCUCUGUCGCUGUGGUGUCCGUGGCCUCCGCGCAAAACACCUCGCUGCCUGACACCUACCCGGACUUCUCUGCUUGCAGUAGCACUCCCUCGUUCUUCUCGUGCGAGAACACGACGGCGAUCACGAAUACUUGCUGCUCGCCGACUCCUGGGGGUCUUGUGCUGCAGACUCAGUUCUGGUCGACGUACACGGGGCUUGAGGACGAGGGGCAGCUCCUGCCGAAGGGGAGCUGGACGAUCCACGGUCUUUGGCCGGACAAUUGCGAUGGAACAUACGAGUCGUAUUGCGAUCUGUCGCGACAGUACGAUCCGAAUCCAUCCCCCAAGAAACUUGACGACGGAACGGAGGUCCCCGCAUACGACGGUCCGGGCGUAGACACGUUCGUGCAGGACUUUGGCAGAGAUGACCUCCUGAGUUACAUGAACGCCUACUGGAUCAACCAGGGCGGUACCAACGCCGAAUUUUGGGCUCACGAGUUUGGCAAGCACGCCACUUGCACUUCCACGUUCGAUGUCGCAUGCUACGGUGACUCCUACCAAGAACAUGAGGACGUGAUCAACUUCUUCGACGCUGUUGUUCGUGCGUUCAAGCAGUAUCCCACAUACGACAUUCUUGCGUCGAACGGCAUCGUUCCCUCCAACUCGACUGGGUACAGCCUCGACCAGAUUCAUGCUGCACUCAAGUCGCAGACCGGUGCGCUGCCUUAUGUGGGCUGCUCCCACAACGGCACGCAACUCUCUGAGAUCUGGUACUACUCCCAUGUCUACGGGACGGAGCAGUACGGCACGUACAAGCCCAUUGACACGACCUAUAAUUCGACCUGUACGAGCAACGGCACUGUAUGGUACUACGAGCGUACGCCGACUUCGGAGAGGGAAGUUCGGCAGGGUUAUUUCUGA
Messenger RNA from Schizophyllum commune H4-8, 936 nucleotides. Its product is annotated as ribonuclease T2. NCBI's taxonomy places the organism in Eukaryota, Fungi, Basidiomycota, Agaricomycetes, Agaricales, Schizophyllaceae. Gene Ontology annotation, molecular function: ribonuclease T2 activity; RNA binding. The record is from RefSeq and is a predicted model, not a curated record. Gene Ontology annotation, biological process: RNA catabolic process. The coding region runs from base 1 to 936 and encodes 311 amino acids. Gene Ontology annotation, cellular component: extracellular region. The transcript has 4 exons.